UACUUUGGUGGGGUCUCGGGAGUUGGGCGAGCCUCGUCGAGACGCGCGAAACCGGAGACUUCAGUUGUCACUGUGACACCAGUGGAACAACGUUAUGUUGUGUAACUUUCCAACCAAGAAUUUUAGUUAUAUUAAAUCAUUUCCACUGCUACUCGCGCGUUGUUUAUUUUCUUAAAAAAAUACGAUGUUCUUGCGUUAAAGUAGCAUUUCAAUCGAGUUUCAUCGGAUCUGAUUCAACAAGUGUUCUUCAUGUGCUUCGUGCAAUUUUUCAAUCAAAAUACACUUCUUUGGAACAGUUAAUAUCGUGGAAUAUCUUGAAAAAGAAGUUCGAUUGACGUGAAGUUGAAGUGUCUUUAAAUAUUUUUUUCUCGUUUAAUGAUUUUUUCCUGUAUAAAAUAAUCAACGAUGAAGAGAAAUAAUAAUCUGUGUUCAAUUAUAUAAUCAGACGUUCAGUGAGUUUAAUUGUACUUUUUGUCUACAUUUAAUCAAUCAAGGAAUUGCACAUAAACGCGCGAUAAAUCUUGCAAGGAUCGAUAUCCGUGGUAUGGAAAGGAAAUUAGUGAACGAGUUUACAACUUUCCACAGAACCUAGACGUUUAUGGGGUGACAGAUAACGGGCGCACGUGACCGAUCACGUGGAUAGAACAUCAGGGAAAUCGAGGAACGCAGAUCGUGACAAUUCUCCGGCAAUUCGUUCAAAGCUAGAUAAAGAAUUCAGCGCGUGACUUAUGGCGCAUCGAAGAAGAUUAAGAGAAAUUUCCCCUUGAUCUAUUGCUUGCAAAUCGACUGUUGAUUCAUACAACGGUCAUAAGACGCAGGUGUGCUUCCGGGAAGUGCGAAAUUUGCGGUUCGAAGAACGAACAGAUGUAAUUUCUUUACUCAUCGUAAAAGGAAACGUUAACAUGAGCUGACACGAAUAAUAUUCAGCCGCUGGAAGUGGUAAAAAAGAAAAAGGAAGAAGUGCAUGCGCGCGCAGCCCUUAGAUCCGACGAUAUACGUUGGUAGCAUAAUGCAGCCUGACGAAGAGAUUCAGUACGCGCCAAGGAGCCGUCCUGUUAGCUUUUAUGACAAUUUUAAGGACGUGCCAAUGGUGGCACCUUGCGUGACUUCCGCUCUAAGCGCCGACAAUUUGAAUCAGGUUCGUGACAACGGUAUCAGCUCGUCGAUGGCCACGGCCAAUAACAACAAUAACAAUAAUCGAGUGAGUAGCGCAGUCAGUGCUGGUAACGUGUCGAAGAUUCAGAACACCAAGGUCACAGGAGCUGUGUCAACAGGGAACAUUGGAAAAAUCUAUCGAGAAGGAAAGGAGUUAGGUCGUGCCCCAUCAAUGGCCAAUUGUUUGUCAACUACGGUUCCCGUUAAUCUGGCAGCCGCUCAAAUUGCUGGUCGCCACACACCCACGAGAAAUUCCCUCAGGCAUAGCAGAAUGAUCGUUUUGCAUCGUAGCGGCCAUCGACCACAAAAAUUCCUGCCGCCACUGGUUUAUCACUGGCGAUUAGGCCGAUGUCUAGCGGCGUUGCAAACGAUCCUCGGUGUAGCCAUUACUUCAUUAUCAUUAUGGUUAUUGCUGUGGGCACCUCAUCUACCUGUCGCAGAUAAUCCUUACUGGAGUGGAAUGCCGUUAUUACUUUCGGGUAGCUUUGGUAUUUGUUUACUCUGCUGUUUUAAGAAGGAGUACCCCGGCCUGAGUCCCGGGUUUUGUCUCACAUCGACUAAGCUAAUUAGUGUAUUAUUAGCAACGUUGGCGACAGUGACCUGUUCUAUCGCGUGUGUAUUCUCCGCGAUACACCUGGCACGUUUAAUGGGCCUAGAAUGCAAUCCGGCGCGCGUAUUGAACGCUACAUGCGUGUGCAAGCCUCGUGAGAAUGCGUCGAAUUCCACCGAAACGGCAGUCAGAUACAUGGAUCUGAAUUGUCCCGAAGUCGAAAGUAUUCUGACCAUUCUUCUGAUCUUCUCUUCCACUUGCAACGCCUUUGGGGCCGUAGUGGCCAGUUGGUAUACUUAUCUACAUUGGAGUACCAGGCACAAAAGGCCGAAGUACAUGCAAGUCAGGACCAAUCCGACCCGUGGGAAUAACUUUCUCAGUAACAGGCCGAUAUACAAUCCGAAUCUGAACGAACGAUGACAGCCUUCACUUAAUACCGACCAACAUACUUCGUAUCUUCGUUAUUCAUCGCUAACGGUGGAUGACGAGGCGUUCGAAGAACUUUCGAAGCUGAUACCAACAGGAUUUCUUCAGGAAAUGUGCAAUUAAUGUACAAACGACAGUAACGAUGGUUUUAUUUAAAUGGUUUAAUUCGUUGGGGAGGCUUUUUAACAUGUAUGUUUUUAAAUUACGAUGACAAAUUAAUAACGAGACACUUCCGUUUAUUACGGAUAUAUAUUGAAAGUAAAAUAUCGAAAUACGUGUGAACUAGUCUCAGCUGAAUAGAAUAGUUCUGCGAGUGGUUCCUGAGCGAAAGGUCGUAAUGUAUUAACUUUUUAAGAAAGAUUCGAAUGAUCGUUCUUCUGGUAAUUGAGAAGAAAUCGUGGUAGUAAUCAACAUGAAUAGGAUAAGGAUCGUUUCAUUGAAUUUACUCAUUUAACAAGUUUCUUAAUGUGUUCUUGAUAGUUAUUAUACGAUAAUUAAGAUACACAUUGCUAUACAUAUAGUAGCACUGUAUAUAUAUAGUGUAAUAAUUUAUUAUCUUCUUAAAAAAGGUGAACGCAAAUUUGAUUUAACAUGUUGAAUCUUAUAAUACUAUUUUUAAACUUUAUCGAAGCUGUCGAUAUUACAUGAUACGGUGAUAUAGAAAAACAAAGCUAAACAAAACUGAAUUAAAAUAAAUUAUCUUUUAUUGAAAAAUAAAGUAUUAAGAUGGUUACAUAUCAUUAACAUAAAAUUAAUGAAGAAGAGACAAACUUUUUUGAUGGUAGAGACAUAUUUACAAGAACAUAUAUAGAACAAUGGCAAAUUCAAUUUCUACAAAGAUAUCAAUACUAUCACGAUCGAAUAACGCGCGAUUAAUCUCUAAUCGUGUAGAUCGCCAGUAUUUUAGAUGUAAUUAGCGUGCAUGAAUGUCUCGUGUGCAUGAAUUUGUACGUGUACGUGUUUGUAACGUGAACAACAAGUAAAUUAAGAGGACGAACGGAACUCUUUUUAACUUGUGUACUUGAAUGUCAUCGAUUUUAUACCUCAUCGCGACUAGUGAAGUUUAGAAAAGAAUAGAUUUUAAUUCGUAAAUUAUAUCGUAAUGUGUGCACGUUGGAAGAAGAAUUUGUCAAAUCUUAAUAAAAGUGGACGAAUGAAUCAAUACAGUAUUCGUAAGGCCUGGCUGAAUAAAAUUGACGUGUUUGUA
Molecule: messenger RNA, 3338 nt
Organism: Frieseomelitta varia
Lineage: Eukaryota; Metazoa; Arthropoda; Insecta; Hymenoptera; Apidae
Product: sarcospan
Exons: 8
Coding region: 965-2125 (386 amino acids)
Cellular component (GO): dystrophin-associated glycoprotein complex; sarcolemma
Source: RefSeq, a predicted model, not a curated record